Messenger RNA from Stylonychia lemnae, 2724 nucleotides. The record is from the annotation of a GenBank genome assembly. Lineage: Eukaryota; Ciliophora; Spirotrichea; Sporadotrichida; Oxytrichidae.
AUGGUUCAUCAUACGGAAGUAAUUUCAACUUUCUUAAUUAACUAUUUGGCAGGAAGCAACACUGUUUGGGGGAAUAAUAAUAAUAACAGCAAUUAAAAUAGCAAUAAUGGAAAUUUAAUGUUCAAUCAAAACAAUAAUCUUUUUAGAAGUUAAUCAAAUGUGAACAACUAUGGAAAUAAUAAUCAAAAUUCAGGAGCGAAUAAUCUCUGGCCUAAGCCAUCUGGCAGUGUUGUCGGAGGAAAUAAUUGGAAUAACUGGUCUAAUGGAAACAACAACAAUAUCAAUAACUCCUGGAACAACAAUGGAAAUAAUGGAAUGAGUAACAACAAUUCAUGGAACAACAAUGCUAACAACAACAAUGGACUCAGACAAUCUACCUUGAACUUUAACAGUGCAGGAAAUAACAACAAUAAUCAGAAUGGACAAAAUAAUGGAUGGGGGAAUAACAACAUUAAUAAUAACAAUGGCGGCAAUAAUAAUACUUGGGGAAACAACAAUAAUGGCUUCAAUCAAAGCAACUAAAAUAGGAACAAUGUUUCUCCAACUAAGUCUCUCAACUUGAAUUCCUCUAAUGCAUGGCAAAAUAACUCCAACUAGCCCAAGUUCAAUGGUUUUGGCUCGAACAAUAAUCAGUUUGGUCAAAAUAAUUUUUAGACAAAUUCUCAGUUCGGAAAUAAUAACAAUAAUGGUUUUAACAACUAAAAUAAUAAUAACAACAACAACAUGUUCAAUAGACCAUCGAAUGGGCCUAGUAAUUUUUCGACAGGAUUCAACAACCAGCAGAAUCCUACUUUGAAUCUCAAUAUCUAUGGAAAUAAUAACAACAACAACAACUCUUAGUUCAGACCAACAGGAACUCAACUAAAUUUUAACAGUUCCAACAACAAUAAUUCAUAGUUUGGUAGAUCAACUAAUUUUACUGGCUCAAAUUCGAGUAAUUCUUUUAACAAUGGCUUUCAAUCAACUCUUAAGUUUGGAUAAACUGGUACUAAUACUUGGGGAUAGCAAGGAACUGGAGGCUUCAAUUCUGGCUCUAACUUCAAUAUGAAUUCAGGUGGCAUGAACAACAACCAGAAUAGUGUCAUGAACUAGAAUGCCUUUAAUAUUCUGCAGUAGAUGCAGAGAUAGCUGACGAUUCCUGAAUUCUAGAACAAAGAUUUCAAAGAGAAACUCUAAGACUUGAAAAGAAGUAUUGAAGAUCACAUUUGCUCCGCCUAAUUCGGCAAGUUAAACUCUAAUGACUAGGGGAGAAUUGCUGAGUCUAAUUACAUGAUGUUUUGCAACACAUUAAAUGAGUAUAUGGACUAGGACAAAAAGUCAAGAUAUGGAGGACUUCUUGGUAGAGGCUAAUACUAUGAUUAAGAUAAAUAACAUAGAUUCCACAAGCCCAUGCUAUACAUUAAUAAUCCAUUGAGAAAUUAAUCAUUGAGUGUAUUAAGCUAAGAUAGCUAAAAAUUUGGAAUAUUACUCUACAAUGAACUUAAGCAAUUGAAAACUUUUUCAAAUGAAUAAAUUGAUAUGAUUAAAGAACAAGAGGACUUAACAAAAUAAAGAAAAAAUUUAUUGGAAAAGGUAAGAAACAAAACUAAUAACUCUGCAAUAAUGGCUGAGAAAAGUUUGACUUAGAUAAUCAAAGAGGAAAAGAGAGCUAGUAAAAUAUCUAAAUUCAUCUUUGAUCAAGAUGAGCUUAGAUAUCUAAAUGAGUUGAUGAAAAAUACCAACCCACUUUAUCUUUAUGAGGAAAAUGUUUUUGAAGAAUUAAAGUUCAAAAUUCCUUUUGACUAAUGUUUAAAAAUGAUGGGUGACGUUGUUGAAUCUUGUGACAAGUACACAGAACUCAUAGCGCAGAACAAGUAUUUAGUAGAUGAGCAAGUCAAUAAGGAGAAAAUGUCUGAUGAAAUAUAAAUGAGUGACAUAGCUGAUGAAUCUAGUCCAGAGACUAAGUAUGGCAACUACAUCUAGAUAAUAUAAAAUGCCACAUAAAAGGAGAAUGAAUUAGGAUUUAUUCUCCAAGAAUAAUCCUAUGAUAUCAAGAGAGAAAGAGAUUUCCUAAUUUAAGGUGUAGUAAAGAAGCGUAGAGCAUCAUCAGUAAAAUAUGGUCAAAGAGAAAUUACAAUCAAAGAAGCUUAAGAUGAAUUCGAGAAACAAAAAAACUUAAUGCAAAAAGAGAUAAUGAAGAAUGCUAAUGUUUUUCAAAGAAACAGGUCUGUUGAACUACUGACAAAACUUAACUAGGACAAAUAAAAAGCAGGAUAAGUAUCUGACCAAAACAAAUUACAUUUUAAGGAUGAUGUUGUUGAUUCAGGUCUUAUUGAUAUUGGAGUUAGACUCAGAAAAAGAGAGAGAGAUAGGUCUAAUAGGGAUUAUGAUAAUCUAGCAAACAGAAUGAGAAGAGUUUAUAUUGAUGAAAAUAGUAUUGAUAGAAAUAGGGAUAACAUUGAAAGAAGAGAAUAAAGUUUCAUAGGACAAAAACUCAGGUAGCAAGGCUUUACAGAUGAUAGAGGUAGAGCAGCAGAUGAGGGUUAUUACACUCAAAGAGUUGGAGCAAGAGAUCAAAGUGCUAAUCGAGGUUACUCUCAAAUUGCCAAUCAAAAUCAUUCUAUUGUUAACACUUCAGCAUAAAUGAAGAGAUAUGAUAGAAGUAGAUUGCAAACUGACAUGAGUAAUGUAACUCCCUACAAGAGUAGCAAUAAGAGAACAAUUAUGAACAAUAGACUAUUCUGA